Messenger RNA from Hydractinia symbiolongicarpus, 7132 nucleotides. RefSeq names its product phospholipid-transporting ATPase ABCA3-like. NCBI's taxonomy places the organism in Eukaryota, Metazoa, Cnidaria, Hydrozoa, Anthoathecata, Hydractiniidae. Gene Ontology annotation, cellular component: intracellular membrane-bounded organelle; membrane. The record is from RefSeq and is a predicted model, not a curated record. Bases 762 to 6164 code for a protein of 1800 amino acids. Gene Ontology annotation, molecular function: ABC-type transporter activity; lipid carrier activity; ATP binding. Gene Ontology annotation, biological process: transmembrane transport; lipid transport. The transcript has 46 exons.
GAGACAGUUGUUUCGAUUUCGAAGAAAUUCGCAUUGCAUUAUGGUUUACGAAAAUAAUUAAAUAUAGCAAGUGCAACCAAGAUCAACAACUUUAAUGACCAAAAACAGCUUUUAAAUUAAUUUCUUGAUUAAAGAUUUUUAUGCUGCAUUUUUAUUCGACACAAUUAAACUGCAAAGUUAUUAAAAAACAGAAUUUUUUUCUUUUUCAAUACCACGGUCGCGUAUUCUUCAUUGAGGCUCAAAAAGGAGAACAAUCUUUCACCUCCGGCGACUGUGACUUUCGUUUUGGCAAAUAAAUCUUUUCUGGAUAUUCAAGUAAAAAUUUUGUUGCAUUUAAACGAAACGAAAAAACGAAAACAAACGAAAACGUAAUAUUCUCAGUGCAUAUACCAGCUAACUAUAGCUACACUCUGACUGUGGAUAAGUAGCCAAUAUUAGUAAAGCUAUAGAGUAUAUACGCGCACAUGACUGACGUCGGUCGUCCAUUACAGGCGUGAAGCUACAACUUUAAAAGUUAACAUAAGUAACAUAAGUGUGGUUUUGAUCUAUGUGUUACAGAUGUUAGAGAAUCUACAUUGCUUUAAAAUGGGGCAUUCAUAUGAUUUGCAAUUAAUUGACUGGGUGUAACUGUGUGAAGAGCAGGAAGCUUGGCUGUAAGCACAGAUGGGAGAUUGGGACUGAAUCCACGGUUAUUAUGCAACACAUUCUUAGCACAAGUGGCCCAUAGCGUUUUAAGCCAGGAAAUAAACAAGUUGACAACAAUGGCAAAUGCUUUCCGAAAGCUAACCUUAUUAUUGUGGAAAAACUUUAUUCUCCAGAUCAGAAGACCAAUUGGCACAGCUGUAGAAAUCUUAUUGCCUUUUGGAUUACUCGCUUUGUUGAUACUAGGAAGAAAAAAUAUUCAUGAAAGCGAGGAGUGUUUUCGAGCAUUCGAUUUGAAUGAUGUUCGUAAAUUUGAUCCAAUAACUAUCCAGUUUCCUGAUGGAAAGGCUUCUGAUGUAGAUAAGAUCGCAUACUAUCCAAUAAAUACAAAGACUACGGAAAUCUUACAAUAUGCUGCCGAUUCACUCAGUCUUAACCUGGCAAAUAAAAGUCAAGAUGGAAAGCGUUUCACUUCUGAAAAAGAGGUUUUAGAUGAAGCAAAAGAGCUGGAAUUAGAAUACCUUUGUGCAAUAAUUUUUAAAAAUGUGGAAGAAUCUAAGAGCCUUCCAAAAAAUGUUGAAUAUUCCAUCAGAUUUCGCCAUUCUGCAAAUACAAGAUCGACAUGGCGCACCCAUUGGGUGUACCCGUUCUUUCAAGCAGCAGGACCUAGAAAAGAAACGAGCUCUUAUUUCAAGUUCAUUGGCUUACAGCAUUUAGUCGAUACUGGCAUUAUUCAGAUGCAAACAGGGAAAAAUUAUACAGCACCUCGCCACAUACAGCAAUUUCCAUAUCCUGAUUAUGUUGUGGAUAAUUUCAUACUGCUGAUACAAGGUGUCAUGGCACUUAUAUUUGUACUUGCUUAUAUGUACACUGCUGUUAUGAUUGUAAAAGAGCUUGUAGCAGAGAAGCAGUUCCGCUUGAAGGAAAGUAUGAAAAUGAUGGGGCUUGCAAAUUGGAUUCAUUGGACAGCCUGGUUUUUGAAGACAUUGGCUUUCCUUUUAAUUAGUGUUAUUCUUCAAACAAUUUUACUAAAGGGCGGCGACAUUCUGACUUAUACAACGGGAGGCAUUGUGUUUUUCUUUUUAUUUCUAUACAUACUGGCAUCAAUAUUCUUUUUGUUCUUCAUCAGUGUUUUAUUCUCCAAUGCUGUUCGUGGAAUGUUGUUUGCUGCUGUUAUUUGGUUUGGUUCUUUGGGUCCGUACUUAUCAUUCCAGGAUCCUGAAAAAUUUGAGGAACUAUCUGGUGGUAUGAAAGCAGCAUCCUGUCUCUUACCAAAUUCCUGUCUUGGUAUUAUGAUUCAUAUAAUAUCUCAACGCGAAUCUUCACAGGUCGGAGUAACAUGGGAUAAUCUUUCUGAAAAUACAUCUGUUGAUGAUAACUAUACACUUGGUCAAGCAUUUGGCAUGCUUAUCUUUGACUGUAUUCUGUAUGGCAUAUUAACUUGGUAUAUUGAAAAUGUUUUUCCUGGAGAGUUUGGCAUACCUCAGCCUUUCUACUUCCCUUUCCUACCAUCAUACUGGUGUGGAGCAAAAAAAGAGUCACGUGUUAACAGUAAUAGUGAUAUUAAUGGAAGUAAUAAGUACGCUGGAAAUCUUAAUUUUGAACCGGAACCUCAAAAUGUUAAAAUUGGAGUACAGAUCGAAGACUUGAGAAAAGUCUUCAAGGGGGCUGCUGGUAAAAAAGUUGCCGUUGAUGGUUUAAACUUGAAUAUGUAUAAAGGACAAAUCACAGCCUUGCUUGGUCACAAUGGAGCUGGUAAAACAACAACAAUGUCAAUUUUGACUGGCUUAUUUCCACCAUCAAGUGGAAAAGCUUACAUAAAUGGCCAAAGUAUAGAGUCUGACAUGGCUGGCAUAAGAGAAAGCCUGGGAUUAUGUCCACAACAUAAUGUUCUCUUCGAUCGUUUAACUGUUAAAGAGCAUUUAGAGUUCUUUUCUGCAUUAAAGGGCGUCCCUAAAAAAAAUGCUCAAGAUGAGAUCAAACAAAUGAUUACUGACAUUCAGCUUGAAGAUAAAGCACAACAACAAUCUUCAACACUUUCUGGUGGAAUGAAACGAAAACUAAACUGUGCAAUUGCUUUAAUUGGUGGUUCGGAAACUGUUUUCCUUGAUGAACCGACAUCUGGAAUGGAUCCGUAUGCAAGACGUGCAACUUGGGAUUUGCUACAGAAAUAUCGUGGAAAUAAGACAAUAGUAUUAACAACUCAUUUUAUGGAUGAAGCUGAUUUUCUAGGUGAUCGUAUAGCUAUAAUGGCGGAUGGUGAACUACGCUGUUGUGGGUCUUCUUUAUAUUUAAAGAAAAGAUAUGGGGUUGGGUACCAUAUGACUUUGGUGAAAGGCCAAAACUUUCAAGAAAACAAAACUAGAUCUUUAAUAUCUGAAGCAAUCCCAUCCGCGAAACUGGUUGGAAAUGUUGGCUUAGAAAUGAGCUAUAUUUUAGAAGAGGAAAGUACUGGCUUGUUUAAAGGGCUUUUUGAGGAAUUGGAAGAAAAGAAGGAUGAUUAUGGCAUCAGUAGUUUUGGUAUAUCUGUCACAACAUUAGAAGAAGUUUUUUUGAAAGUAGGAGAAGGGGAGACAAUCAGUGUGGAAAAAUUGGAAGAGAAUAAUAAUGACAAAGAACAAUUACAUGUAACUGUAGAUGAUACCCAACAUCAAAUAAGUCGAGAAAGUCUUCUAACUGGUUGUGCUUUAAAGGCGACUCAAUUCAAAGCUAUGUUUAUAAAGCGUUUUCUCAACUCAAAGCGAGAGAAGAAAGCAGUGUUAACGCAAAUUGUUUUGCCGUUGUUAUUGGUUAUUUGUGGACUGGUAUUAUCGAAAUCUUCAAAUAGUCAAGAAGAUGAUAUAUCGAGACAGAUGAGUUUGUCAAUGCUGAAAGGCAAAAGCGAUGUCUUAACUGGAUAUUAUUCGGAUUUUAGUUCUUCUCCACAAAGCUUGAAAAACAGAAUGAAAAAUAUGGCAUCGAACUACUUGAAAUCAGUUCAAGUUGAAAUUGCUGAUCGAACAUCUGAAAUGACAAAAAUUAAACAUGAAAAUAAUGGAAGUAAUGUGAAUUUACUAUACGUGGAAAAUCCUCUGUAUAAGGUCGUCGGUACAGAUAAAAAAGAAUGCUGUGACUAUAAAUAUUUCGUUCUAAACAAAGAGUGUCGAAAAGCUCUGAGAGAUGAAUAUGCUAUGGAAGCCUUGUGUGGUACUACUUCAAAAUCAUUUGGUUAUAGCAAGUGUGCAAAGUCAGCUUUCGAACAAAACAGUGGAAAAUCUUUUAAUAACACUGAUCUGACUGAUUGGAGAACGUAUUUUCAAGAAUAUGUUAUUGAAGACAGUGGAAAAGAAAUAAAGAAUUAUUUCAACGAGAAGGUAGUUGGUAUUAGUGUUGAGGGUGGCAAUAAAAUGGGAGAUGUCCCAGUGACGAUUUGGUAUAGUAGCCAGGCAUUACACACAACAUCAAGUGCAUACAGUGCUGGUAGCAACAUUGUGCUGAAGUAUUACAUGAACGACACUGGUUAUGGUAUCACAACAAAUAAUUAUCCGUUGCCAAGAAAUAGUAGAGAAAAGAGUGAAUUGAACGACAUUAAUGGCAGCAAUCUUGUGUUAGUGAUGUUUGCAACCAUGGCAGCCUCGUUCGUAGCAGCUAGCUUUGUGCCCUUUAUUGUGACAGAGAAAGCUUCCAAAGCUAAACACAUUCAGUUCGUGAGUGGAGUUGAUUCGGUCUCAUACUGGGGUGCAUCAUACUGUUGGGACUUCAUCAACUUUUUAAUACCUGGAAUUGGAAUGGUCAUCCUUUUUGCUGCUUUUAAUCUGGACGAUUACAAAGAAGCUAUUGGGGAAGUGUUUUUGAUUAUUUUACUUUUUGGUUUGUCAGCGUUGCCAUUCAUCUAUCUGAUCAGUUUCUUGUUUCAAAGUGCUUUGAUUGCGUAUGCUGUUAUCUCCUUGCUACUCGUGGUAGCUAGCAUUGCAAUGGUGUUGGCCGUGUUCAUAUGUCGUGUUGUGGACGAGAAAGAUGUGGCAGAUAUAUUACAUUACGUGUUCUUACUAGUACCAACUUAUGCAUUUCCACAAGCCCUUCGCGAUAUAUCCUUAAACGAAGCAGCGCAAAGGGACUGCACAGCAUCUGAAGUUACUAAGAUGGCGUGUGCAAAGAAUGGAGAUGUUUAUUACGACAAUAUUUUGGAAUGGUCACACCCUGGGGUUGGAGUUCAUUGUUUUUACAUGUUUCUUGAAGCAUUGAUAUAUUUCGUCUUAGUUUUGUUAAUUGAGGAAGGCUUCUUUCUGGGGGCGGUUUUUGGUGCCGGAACUUCAACACACUUUCAACCAAAAGCAGAUGAGGAUUCAGAUGUAAGGGAAGAACGAGAAAUGGUGUACAAUUUAUCAGAUGAAUUGUUGAAAGAAUCAGCUGUGGUGGUGAAAGACUUGACUAAGGUUUACAGGACAACUGGAAUGACUGCUGUUGAUCACUUAAGCGUUCGGAUUCCUAAAGCGGAAUGUUUUGGUCUUCUUGGAGUAAAUGGUGCUGGUAAAACUACUUCGUUUGGUAUGUUAACAGGCGAGCUGGCAAUUUCAGAUGGAACUGCUUUUCUUCAUGGAUACAACAUUAAAACACAGCUUAAGCAAGUCCAACAAAGAAUUGGUUACUGUCCUCAGUUCGACGCUUUAGUUGAAAGGCUGACUGGUCGUGAAAUGUUGACAAUGUUUGCACGCUUGCGUGGAAUUCCAUCUCAUCUUAUUGAGGAUGUUGUCAAGUCUGCUAUCGAGCAAUUAAAUCUUGGUAAAUGGGCAGACAAAUUGUGUGGAGACUACAGUGGUGGUAACAAACGUAAACUGAGCACUGCAAUGGCUUUAGUUGGUGAUCCUUCUGUUGUGUUUUUGGACGAGCCUACGUCAGGUAUGGAUCCUGCUUCUAGAAGAUUCUUGUGGGACACUUUGACGUCGGUGGUAAAUUCAGGACGGUCCAUUGUCCUUACGUCUCACAGUAUGGAAGAGUGCGAGGCUCUUUGUACACGUCUUGUUAUCAUGGUGAAUGGACAAUUUAAAUGUAUUGGAAGUAUACAGCACCUGAAAAGUAGAUUUGGGCAAGGAUAUACACUUAUGAUGAAAAUAACGGGUAACCCGAUAAAACCGGAAACCAUAUAUGAUCAACCUAAUCAAAACGAAGUAGGAGUAGCAAAUGCUGCCUAUGAGCAGGGCGAACAACAACAGCAGCAGCAGCAACAUCCGUCAAGCCACGAUUGGUAUAAUCAUGAUAUCGCUUAUAACGUAAAGCAGGCGAAAAAUUUCAUACAAGAAAAAUUUCCAGGCUCUCACCUCAUCGAAGAGAGACAGACCCUGUUACAAUAUCAAAUUAUCAAUCCAGAUUUGCGCUGGUCGCAAAUGUUUGGAACUUUGGAAGAACAUGCGGAACAGCUUGGUAUAAUAGACUACAGUGUGAGUCAGACAUCACUAGAACAAGUGUUUAUAAAUUUCGCCAAAGCUCAACAUUCGGAAGAACGUGUCUUUAAAAAGUCAUGUUGUUCGUGCAGUUGUUUCUAGUAUUUGUGCGUUGGCUACACCGAGUCGUACUACUUCAAAGGGGCAAUAUUUUGGAGAGUAUUGACGUGUAAGACCUGACAAUAUAAAGAGUUUAAGAAGAGUUUAUAUGUAAAUUUUUUACGUUUACAUAGACAUUUUUUAUUUUUUACUGGGUUAUCGUAGGGACGAAGUGCUUGCCACACGUUAAUAACUUUGAAAUCAGACUAGCCUACCAUACUCUGGAAUAAAAGAAUUUUCUUUAGCUAUGGAAUAUUCUUUCGCAGUAGCUGGUUUGCAACCCUUUAAGUACUACCCGUCUCAUAAGUUUUAAUGUUUGGCAAUACUAUUUUUGUGUCUAUCUCUGUUGAUUGUGCCUGAAGAAUUUACUUGUUAAGAAGCUUGACGUACGAAAAUUAAAAUUACGAAAAAACCUUAACCGUGAAAGUGUUAAAAACAGCUAGAAACUUUGUGGAUGGUGGGUUAUUUUAAAAAAUGAUAAAGGAAUACUGUAAGGGAAGAAAGGCAUGGUCGAAAAAAUCGUAAAUUGUGGAACUAAUGAUUGCGAAUUGGCGAUACAGUCAUGGAAUUUGAAAUUGCGAAUUAAAGAUUGAGAUUUGUUCUUUUGAAAAUUUCUUUUGAUGUAAAUAAUUGAAGAGAUUCUCCUGUAAACCUUCAUAUAGCAAUACAACGAGAGAAGUAACUCGUCUUUUUCACAAUAAUUUCUUCUCUUAAGUUAACCCCUUUCUCUUUUUUUUUUAAAUUCUAACCCGACUAACGUUUUUUUACUCGAAUAUUGUUAUAAGAAUUUUUGAAAUCCGCCUUUACUUUGUCGAACAAAUUUUUUUGCCGCGCAAUCUUAUUUGCGAACACUUUGUUCGCGCGAAUUUUUAAAAAUUUCGUUUUUAAAAUAUUUGUAUAUAUUUGCACCAUUAUUAUUUAUUUGUAUAUUUUCACAUUAUUUUGCUGUAAAUAUCAAAAUUUUGGGAAAA